AUGAAGCAGGUCGCGCUCCCGCUGGAGGACCUGCAUGUUUGGGCUCAUUUCAAUGAUGUUCAGCUCUUCCAAGCUUCGAUCGAACCGCACAUAAUGAGAGAAGAUGGCAACGACAAAGGGGGUGGCUUGGUCGCAAAGAGCGAGCAUGGUCCGGGAGAGCCACUUGUUGCUGUCCCCAGCGAACUGGUCUUGUCAAAAGAGCGAGUUGAGCAAUAUGCAAAAGCAGAUCAGGAUCUAAAAGAACUCAUCGAGGCAGCAGCUGCCUUGUCCCAGAAUCCUCGGACGGCAGUGCUAUUGUUUCUCAUCUACCAGAUGACGAUCAACAUUCCCAGCUCCCAGGGCCGUGCGCUGGGGUUUAACAAUCCUUUCGCCGGCUAUGUCAAACUGCUGCCGCACGAGAUCCUUCUCCCGACAUUCUACACCGCUGAAGAGAGGAAAUUACUCAUUGGCACAUCUCUCGCAGAAGCACUGGACCAGAAAUUGAUUAGUCUGGAGCGGGAAUUCGACAAUCUAAAAGCUGCAACUGCAAAGAUCCCCUGGUGCCAAGAGAUUUGGUGGAGUGAAUGUGCAGAUUGCUUGACCUUGGAAGAUUGGAAACUUGCAGAUGCCAUGUAUCGCUCUCGUGCGCUGGAGCUGCCCCGCAAUGCUGGCGUUGGCAUGGUCCCUGUCAUUGACAUGGCCAAUCAUGCCUCCGACCGCCGAUACAAUGCCAGGUUCGAGGUGGAUGAAGGCUCAGGCUCCAUAUUGCUCGUUGUCCGAGAUGACAGGAUCGUUCAACAAGGAGAGGAGAUUACCAUAAUGUACGGGUGCGGCGGAGCAUGCGAGAUGAUAUUUUCUUAUGGGUUUCUGGAAGAGCACGCGAGCAGUGCCAGGGAGAUGUUCCUCAGUUUGUCCAUCCCAGCCGACGACCCUCUACGAAUGGCCAAGAUCCGGUUGGCGCAAGAAGCACCAGGGGUCCGUAUCUAUGUCGAUGACUCAGAUCAGGUACGGUGGGAGAGCAGCUUUGUCUGGUGGGCAUGCGUCAACGAGGAAGACGGUCUAGAUUUUCGAGUGGAGCAGACUAUCGACGGAGAUGCGGAGCUGAAGGCUCUGUGGAAAGACAAGGCGCUUGUCACGGACACAUUACAGUCCAUCUUGCUUCAAGACCGCCUCCGAGACAUAUUCGUCCUGCGGGCCGUUGUAACGGUGCAAGAAAGGAUUGAAGCUCAAGGAUCACAACUCGCAGAAAGUGAAGAUCACUAUAUCAGCACUGUUCGCAGUGAUCAGGUCAGAGAGUCGGUAUAUGGGCCCAUCGGGAAACUUCGGGGGCUGGAGAUGAAGCUCCUGACCAGGGCCUAUGAAACGCUUGAGAGAGAGAAGGCAGGACUCCUGGAAUCCAAGGUUGUCGGUGACUACUUGGCACAAGGCCAGGCCGACACGGAGUCCCCAGCUGGAACCCCAGACGACUUUUCGUAA
Molecule: messenger RNA, 1455 nt
Organism: Cladophialophora psammophila CBS 110553
Lineage: Eukaryota; Fungi; Ascomycota; Eurotiomycetes; Chaetothyriales; Herpotrichiellaceae
Exons: 3
Coding region: 1-1455 (484 amino acids)
Biological process (GO): peptidyl-lysine monomethylation
Cellular component (GO): nucleus
Molecular function (GO): protein binding; protein-lysine N-methyltransferase activity
Source: RefSeq, a predicted model, not a curated record